AUGGCUAAGAAGGCAAUCGAUUCACGUAUCCCUGCGUUGAUCAGGAAUGGUGUUCAAACGAAGCAAAGAUCCUUCUUCGUCAUCGUAGGUGAUAAAGCACGUAACCAAUUACCAAAUUUACAUUACUUAAUGAUGAGUGCCGAUUUGAAAAUGAACAAAUCAGUCCUAUGGGCAUAUAAGAAGAAAUUGUUGGGAUUCACUUCACAUAGAAAGAAAAGAGAAGCAAAGAUUAAGAAGGAAAUCAAGAGAGGAACAAGAGAAGUUAAUGAUCAAGAUCCGUUUGAAACUUUCAUUUCAAAUCAAAAUAUUAGAUAUGUAUAUUAUAAAGAAACAGAAAAGAUUUUGGGUAAUACGUAUGGGAUGUGUAUUUUACAAGAUUUUGAAGCAUUGACUCCUAAUUUGUUGGCAAGAACUUUGGAAACCGUGGAAGGAGGUGGGACUAUUGUGAUCCUUUUGAAAUCAAUGACUUCUUUGAAACAAUUAUAUACUAUGACUAUGGAUGUUCAUUCUCGUUAUAGAACUGAAGCACAUGGGGAUGUAGUGGCAAGAUUUAAUGAAAGAUUUAUUCUUUCAUUGGGGUCAAAUCCGAAUUGUUUGGUGGUAGACGAUGAAUUGAAUGUCUUGCCAAUUUCAGGUGCUAAGAAUGUUAAACCAUUACCGCCAAAGGAUGAUAAUGAAUUAACACCUAAACAAGUAGAAUUAAAAGAUCUAAAAGAAUCGUUGGAAGAUGUUCAACCUGCAGGUUCAUUGGUUGGAUUAUCCAAGACUGUAAAUCAAGCUCAUGCUAUCUUAUCUUUCAUUGACGCUAUUUCAGAAAAAACUUUAAAUUCAACUGUAGCAUUAACAGCAGGAAGAGGUAGAGGUAAAUCUGCAGCUUUAGGUGUUUCCAUUGCCGCCGCGGUGUCUCAUGGAUAUUCUAACAUUUUCGUCACAUCUCCAUCUCCAGAAAAUUUAAAGACUCUUUUCGAAUUUAUCUUCAAAGGUUUCGAUGCCCUAGGUUACCAAGAACAUAUUGAUUAUGAUAUUAUUCAAUCUACAAAUCCUGAUUUCAACAAAGCUAUUGUUAGGGUCGAUAUUAAGAGAGGUCAUAGGCAAACCAUCCAAUAUAUCAUUCCACAAGAUUCUCAUGUCUUGGGUCAAGCUGAAUUAGUUGUAAUCGAUGAAGCUGCAGCCAUCCCAUUACCAAUUGUUAAGAAUUUGUUAGGUCCAUAUCUAGUAUUCAUGGCUUCUACAAUCAACGGUUACGAAGGUACUGGUAGAUCCUUAUCAUUGAAAUUAAUUCAACAAUUACGUACCCAAUCAAUUUCCACUGGUCGUGAACAAUCACAAACAGAAAUUAUUUCAAGAGAUAACGCCAAACAAAACAACACGUCAUCAUCAUCAUUAAGCGGUUCUCAUCGUCAAUUAAAGGAAAUUUCAUUAGAUGAACCAAUUAGAUACGCCCCAGGUGAUCCAAUUGAAAAAUGGUUAAAUAAAUUAUUAUGUCUAGACGUCACAUUGAUUAAGAACCCAAGAUUUGCCUCCCGUGGUACUCCACAUCCAUCUCAAUGUAACUUAUUCGUCGUCAACAGAGAUACAUUAUUCUCAUACCAUCCGGUCUCAGAAAAUUUCUUAGAGAAAAUGAUGGCAUUGUACGUUGCAUCACAUUACAAAAAUUCUCCAAAUGAUUUACAGUUAAUGAGUGAUGCGCCAGCGCAUCAAUUAUUCGUCUUAUUACCACCAAUUGACCCUAAGGAUGGUGGUAGAAUUCCAGACCCAUUAUGUGUCAUUCAAAUUGCACUAGAAGGUGAAAUUUCCAAACAAAGUGUUAGAAACUCAUUGUCAAGAGGUCAAAGAGCUGGUGGUGAUUUGAUUCCAUGGUUAAUCUCUCAACAAUUCCAAGAUGAAGAGUUUGCUGGUUUGAGUGGUGCUCGUGUUGUUAGAAUUGCAACUAAUCCUGAAUAUUCCUCAAUGGGGUACGGUUCUCGUGCCAUUCAAUUAUUAAGAGAUUAUUUUGAAGGUAAAUUCACUGAUAUGUCCGAAGAAACUCAUCCAAAGGAUUAUUCUAUCAAAAGAGUUAGUGAUAAGGAAUUGGAGAAGACUAACUUGUUAAAAGAUGAUAUUAAAUUGAGAGAUGCAAAGACUUUACCUCCAUUAUUAUUGAAGCUUUCUGAGCAACCGCCUCAUUAUCUACAUUAUUUGGGUGUAUCUUAUGGUUUAACACAGUCAUUGCAUAAGUUUUGGAAAAAUAAUAAAUUCGUGCCAGUUUACUUACGUCAAACUGCUAAUGAUUUAACUGGUGAACAUACCUGUGUCAUGUUAAACGUUUUAGAAGGUAGAGAAAGUAAUUGGUUAGUAGAGUUUGCUAAUGAUUUCCAUAAGAGAUUUUUAUCUUUACUAUCGUAUGACUUCCAUAAAUUUACAUCAGUACAAUCUUUAAGUGUUCUUGAAAGUAGUAAAAAGGCACAAGAAUUACGAGAUGAUCAAACAAGUCAUAUCAAGGAAUUGAAUAAGACACAGUUAGAUGAUAUCUUUUCUCCAUUUGAUUUGAAAAGAUUAGAUAGUUAUGCUAAUAACUUACUAGAUUACCAUGUUAUUGUCGAUAUGUUACCAAUGUUGUCAUUGCUAUAUUUUGGCGGUAAAAUGGGUAAUUCAGUUAGUUUAUCAAGUGUUCAAAGCGCUAUUCUUUUAGCUAUUGGGUUACAACGUAAAAGUAUCGAUAAUAUAUCCAAAGAGUUAAAUUUACCGGCAAAUCAAACCAUUGCAAUGUUUGCUAAAAUAAUGAGAAAAUUCUCCGUUUAUUUCCGUCAAGUUUUGAGUGAAUCUAUUGAUCAAUCAUUACCGGUUCUUCAAAACGAUGAAAUUGCAGAAAUGAAUGGUGAAGAGAUUAAACAGUAUAAUGCUGCAGAUGCAUUAGACCAAAUGGAAGAAGAUUUAGAAGAAGCUGGUUCAGAAGCUGUUAAGGCAAUGAAGGAAAAACAAAAGGAGUUGAUUAAUUCAUUGAAUCUAGAAAAAUACGCUAUUAAUGAAAAUAGUGAAGAAUGGGAACAAUCGAAGAAUAGUCUAGAGAAAGCUGCCAAAAGUAAAGGUGUAGUCAGUGUCAAGACAGGUAAAAAGAGAACCACAGAACAUGCCGAAUCUAUUUACAAAGAAGAGAUGAAAGCUAUAAAGAAAAGUAAAAAACGAAAAAAAGUAGUAAAUAAGAAUACUCAAUUCAUUCAAGUGUAA
This is a messenger RNA of Naumovozyma dairenensis CBS 421, 3207 nucleotides long. It is a transcript of the gene KRE33, whose product is annotated as ribosome biosynthesis protein KRE33. NCBI's taxonomy places the organism in Eukaryota, Fungi, Ascomycota, Saccharomycetes, Saccharomycetales, Saccharomycetaceae. The record is from RefSeq and is a predicted model, not a curated record. Gene Ontology annotation, cellular component: 90S preribosome; nucleolus. The transcript has a single exon. Gene Ontology annotation, molecular function: tRNA binding; 18S rRNA cytidine N-acetyltransferase activity; ATP binding. Gene Ontology annotation, biological process: rRNA acetylation involved in maturation of SSU-rRNA. Bases 1 to 3207 code for a protein of 1068 amino acids.